GGCAUAAUUUUGGUCGCCUCCAAGAUUUUGACACGAGGAAGAGCGUUUUCCGCCUAAGGCGGGGUCACCGUCUCUGUUGGCAAAGUUUGGCUGUUGAGACUGAAAGCGGUCGGCAAGAUCAACAUAAGUACAUCGAGUAUAAAUCAAGAUCGUCCGUUUUCUAUCGCCUGCAGCCGUGUGAGCGUACAGUGUGCUGACGUGAUCUGACUGCAGUCAUGUCCGAGGACCAGAGCUCUCAACCUUGGUCUAUCGACAAGGAUGACUAUGAGCUACAGGAGGUGAUCGGGAGUGGAGCAACAGCUGUGGUCCAGGCAGCAUAUUGUAAACCCAGGAAGGAGAAGGUGGCCAUUAAACGCAUCAAUCUUGAGAAAUGCCAGACCAGCAUGGAUGAGCUCCUGAAAGAGAUCCAGGCAAUGAGCCAGUGCCAUCACCCAAAUAUUGUGUCUUAUUACACCUCCUUCGUGGUCAAGGAUGAGCUUUGGCUGGUCAUGAAGUUGCUCAGUGGUGGCUCGGUUCUUGAUUUUAUUAAGUACAUCAUUUCCAAAGGGGAGCACAAAUCGGGUGUCAUGGAUGAGUCCAGCAUUGCCACCAUACUAAAAGAGGUGCUAGAAGGUCUCGAUUAUCUGCACAAAAAUGGUCAGAUUCACAGAGAUGUGAAGGCUGGAAAUAUUCUUUUAGGAGAGGAUGGCUCUGUUCAAAUUGCAGACUUUGGUGUUAGUGCCUUUUUAGCAACUGGUGGAGACAUGACUAGAAACAAAGUGAGGAAGACAUUUGUAGGAACUCCAUGCUGGAUGGCUCCUGAGGUGAUGGAGCAGGUUAGGGGUUAUGAUUUCAAAGCUGAUAUCUGGAGUUUCGGGAUUACAGCUAUUGAGCUGGCAACCGGGGCUGCUCCAUAUCACAAAUAUCCUCCAAUGAAGGUUCUCAUGUUAACCCUGCAGAAUGACCCUCCGUGUCUAGAAACUGGAGUUACAGAUAAAGAGAUGGUUAAAAAGUAUGGUAAAUCCUUUCGGAAGAUGAUCUCCUUGUGCCUCCAGAAGGAUCCAGAAAAACGGCCUACAGCUGCUGAACUUUUAAAACACAAGUUCUUCACAAAAGCCAAGAACAAUGAAUACUUGAAAGAAAAAUUGCUGGAGAGGGCGCCAACAAUAGGAGAGAGAUCAAGGAAGGUGCGGAGGGUUCCGGGUUCCAGCGGUCGGCUCCAUAAGACUGAGGAUGGAGAGUGGGAAUGGAGUGAUGAUGAGCUGGAUAUGGAGAGUGAGGAAGGAAAGGCAGCAGUGGCUGCUUUACGGUCACCAAGAGUAAAGGAGGAGGCUGUGCAAAAUGCAGAGAUCUUUCCAACGGAUCCAUUAAGCUUCCUGCAGCCAGUCACUGCAGGACAGUCUGAAGUGCCACAUGCUGCAGAUGACACUGCCACAAUAUCAGCGUCCUCUCAAGGCUCCCAGGCUGUUGGUGGACCUACUAUGACAGGGCAGGACUCAGCCAAAACCCCCAUCAGCCUGGUCCUAAGAUUAAGGAAUACAAAGAAAGAGCUAAACGAUAUCAGAUUUGAGUUCAUGCCGGGGAGAGACACAGCCGAUGGAGUGUCUCAGGAGCUUGUGUCUGCAGGACUGGUGGAUGGAAGAGAUUUAGUUAUUGUUGCAGCCAAUUUGCAGAAAAUCGUUGAUGAUCCACAAACCAACAAAAAUGUCACUUUCAAGCUGGCAUCGGGAGUGGACAGCUCUGAAAUUCCAGAUGACGUUAAACUCAUGGGAUUUGCUCAGCUGAGUAUAAGUUAAAACAAAGUAUUACCAGCAACCGGGAAAAAAACAGACUUGUUUGCACAACAGUGCAUUGUAAAUGCUUUCAUUGGCCUAAAGAAACCACUACUGCCAAAGAGACAGAAGGAAUCUGACACCACAUAGGAUUAACAAAUGUUGAAUAGGACUGCAUCCGAGUUCUUCAUACGAGCGCACCUCAGAUGUUUACAGUAUUCAUGUAUGUUUUGUUUUUUUCUGUUGCUUUAAACAUUUGCACAAUCUGAACCAACUCCUAAUACUGGUAGAUGUCAAAAAGAAGAAUGCCUUACUUUCGAUAGUACUACUGAAUUUACAACUGUAGGUAAACAGUAGCUGUGGAUCUCAUCUGUGAAACGAAUGAGUGACUGUGUGUGCUUUCAGCUGUGUACCUCAAUGGAGGAUAGAGGGGAGGAUUGUCAUUCGAUAGCAUUUAAGGGUGCAUGUUGGACCGCCUAUAAAAAGUCAGCUGUUCAGUACAAUGCAAUGUGGUCCGUCAUUUUGGAGCGAUCUACAUUGUACGGUUUUACACAUUAACCAGUAAACAUGGGAGCCACGUCACCCACAACUCAUGAUGCUUCACUGUUACACCUGUGCACUGCACCUCACAGUUACACAUUUCAGCUGCUCUCUCACUAUCGGGAUACAUUCCCAUCGUUUUGCAUGGGCUAAUGCCAGACUGCAUGAAUGAUUUUUGACUUAAGAUAUGCUGAUCAUUUUGCUCUCAUUUGACUUUGUUGAAUGGGCUUUCCAUGAAAACAGAAGUUGCAAGAGAGAUGAGAUGAGCUUUUUAAAAAAACAUGAACAAGAAUUUGAGAGUUUUUCAUCAAAUUGAUCUAUUUCCUAAUAUGCUGUUCUUUCAGAAAACAAUUGCAUUUGGCUUUAUAUUGGAAAAGGGUAUAUGCAAUUUUAUGGAUUGAGCAUAAUGUUGCAAGUUACAUUUACAUGCAUAUCUAUUAAGUAUAGUGGCAGCUGUUUGGAUAGUGUUACAGAACUAGAUUUAUAAAAUUUUGAAGGAAAUACCAGUGCUUGCAAGGCAGCAAAAGAAUAGCAUUAACAUUUUUGGUAAAAUCAAAUCAUCGCUGGCAGUUAAAUUUUGAUUUCUCAGUAUUGUACUGUUCAAUGGGCGGUUUUAAACUAAAUUUGAAAUUUCUUAAGCUAUAAACUUUAUAGAAAUCUAAAUGCACAGCAAACCUGAAAUGAAAUGCUAAUCAAAGUCGGAAUGGAGUCUGUACAUGGAACUGAAUUGCACAUAUAUAUAUAUAAUGUGUGUGUGUGUGACUUUCAAUACAUUGCUGGCCUUGCAAGCACUGUUGAUGAAGUGAAAACCAGUGAAGCCAGCAAAAAACUAAAGAGAAGUGACUUUAGGACCCAUGCGGUGUCCAAGUGAUAUUGGCAGUAGAAUUUGUGGGUCUAUAUUGGUGUGUCUGUAAAUAUUUAAGUCCAUUACAUUUGCUUAAUAUCAUUUGUCUCAGCUGUAGACUGAUGUCUGAUUCCAUGUAUAUAUAGGCAGAAAAUGUGUUCACAUGCAACUGGUAUUUUAUUGUUUUUGCUCACCCUUUACUGGGUUUAUUAUUAUUAAUUUUAGUGAGGUUUUUCACUCCACCUCAUUUCAUUUUUUUAUUUUUUUCCAGUUAAUUUCCCUCCUUGGCUUCCAACAAACAGUUAAUUUAAAGGUGGUUUUAAAACCGAUUAAUUGUAGACAUGGUCAGUGAUUCAUUCGCUGUCACUUUCGCACUUGUGUGUAUGUGCAAAUGACUUGAAUUAUUAUUAUUUUUUAAAUAUAUUUAGUGUGAAUACAACAAUGAAUGUGGGUGGGGCAUCUUAAUGAGUACUUGAUAAAAAAAAAAAAAAACAUGUAAAUAAUGAAAUUGGUGUUGUUUAUAUAUAAUAUAAACAGUAUACAUACCGUUCACAGUUGGCCUUUCUAUGGACUCGACGUGGUGGUUUGUCUCAUGUCUUUUUUUUUGUUGUCUUCUCUCUGUUCGUAGUCAAAAAAACGCAACACUUCGCUCAAAGGGUUUCAUUACUGAAAAUGUCACCCAUAAAAGAUUACAUUAGCAUGACUUGAGUGUUUUUUUUUUUUAUGUUCUGAGUUCUACUUUGUCAACAAUGGCGGUCUAUUUUUGUUUUCCUGCAUUUCGGUUUCUGCCUUGCUGUCUUUGUUUGGUCGUCAUUGUUGGACUGGUUGGUGGGAUUCUUAAAAAGAAUGCUUGUGGUAUGUGAGUUUUGUGUGUUUGUAUGUUUAAAUGGGUAACAACUCAUUACAAUGGCAUGCCACCUUACUGUAAUCAUUGUAAUUUUAUUUUUUAGAUAUCUCAGAGACCUUAAUUAGACUGUCAAGUCAAAGCCUGAACGCAAUGAUUUCAUUUAUUUGACUGUCAAAAAUGCUGUUGAUUCUCUAAAGCCUCAACAACAGUCUCAACUAUUUUCCCUUUUUUCUUUGUAAGAUACAUCCUUGACUCAUUUUCUUUUUCUUCAGUGAUAGUGAUAUGAAGUAUUUAUUUUCACGUGUGCACAAGUGGUUGGCCCUUUCCUGGAGUUCAUCGGAAGUAAUUCAUCUGAGCACUUUGAAAAUCGAAAGCAUAUUCUGGUUUCUCAUUUGUAUGAAUUCUUAAAGAUAAUUAAAUCAGCUGAUUUUUCUUCAGAUUGACACAUCAGAUCUUGUUGAUCUCUCCAUGCUUCUGUUUUUCUCUCUGGUGAUGUUUCUGUGUUGAGGUGAGUUGUCUAAGGUCAUUCCAUCAGUCUGGAGGGCUGCUGUAUUUUCACACCAAGCACAUGUAUGCAGGUCUCAAAGAGUUUCAAAGAGGGAUUAGCUCCAUUUUAGUGGAAUAUUUAAGUGUUUCCAAUUAAAAAAAUUUAGUGUCUUUUCAAUUGUUUUUCAUGUUUUUAUCUCAUUGAACUGCAAGGAUUGAACUUUCACGACACAACAGCAAUGGAGGUAUUACUGUCACUCACAGUAUGGUGUGUUAAGGACAAUGGUAGAACACUGUAUAGUAUUUCACUUUUUGGGAUUUUCAGUGCAUGUGUACCCAAUUAUUUUUAAUAAUAAUCAAUAAAGAAUGAAACUGA
This is a messenger RNA of Ctenopharyngodon idella (grass carp), 4844 nucleotides long. It is a transcript of the gene oxsr1a, whose product is annotated as oxidative stress responsive kinase 1a. The record is from RefSeq and is a predicted model, not a curated record. The transcript has 18 exons. The coding region runs from base 216 to 1775 and encodes 519 amino acids. Lineage: Eukaryota; Metazoa; Chordata; Actinopteri; Cypriniformes; Xenocyprididae. Gene Ontology annotation, molecular function: protein serine/threonine kinase activity; ATP binding. Gene Ontology annotation, biological process: protein phosphorylation.